AUGCAUACAAAUUGGCUGGCACUUACGAUAACACUUUUGGAAGCAAACACACUGGGACGACAUACAAAGCGUUUUUCUGGAUUCAGUGCAGCAGGAAUUGCUGGAACCGCUGGAUGUGUUGUUGCUGGUGAAAAACUAUUCAUAAAUGGCCUUUAUUCUCGGAAUUUGACGUCUACAGAGCAGCUUGAACUCGAAAUGUACCUUAAAAAAUUAAGUGACUACAAAAAGGAAAUAAAGGAAUUGGACGAUAAACGCAGACUCUGGCUUACAAGAAAAUAUGACCAGAAAAAUGUUAAAGCAAAUGAAAACACUACUAAUAUAAAUUUCCCUAAAGCCCCCAAAAAACCGUCAUUCUGCUCUGCUGCAGAAACCACUCAGUAUUACUUUGAAGGCUGCAUGGUUCAGAAUGGUAAAGUAUAUGUAGGACAAGAAUAUGUUCGAGAUUUAUCAGAGAAAGAAAAAGAAGACCUGAAAAUUUUUGAUGCAAAGAUGGUUGCAUAUCAGAAACAUUUGACUUCCUUCAUUCAACAUCAAAUAAAUUCUGUAUUUACGGAUAAAUUAGAUCUGUUCAAUAUAUUCAAAGAUUUUCGUUCCCGAAAUUCAUUGGAGACAGAAACAACAACUACUGUGGCAACGCCACAAACCACCACAACUCCAGUUGAAAUGCCAGAAGCUCCAACAUUCUGUAUCACAAUCUACUGA
Messenger RNA from Thelazia callipaeda (thelaziosis nematode), 702 nucleotides. NCBI's taxonomy places the organism in Eukaryota, Metazoa, Nematoda, Chromadorea, Rhabditida, Thelaziidae. The record is from the annotation of a GenBank genome assembly.